Molecule: messenger RNA, 2501 nt
Organism: Nycticebus coucang (slow loris)
Lineage: Eukaryota; Metazoa; Chordata; Mammalia; Primates; Lorisidae
Gene: HSH2D
Product: hematopoietic SH2 domain containing
Exons: 6
Coding region: 82-1173 (363 amino acids)
Cellular component (GO): cytoplasm
Source: RefSeq, a predicted model, not a curated record
UCCUGCAGGCACCAGCACAGCCAGAGUAAGCGCCUCGGCCACCCGGGGGGGCUUCCAGGUGAACCGCACCCCUCGGAAGCUAUGACAGAGGCUGGAAGGCUGCCCCCACCGCUACCCCCACGACUAGACUGGUUUGUGCACACCCAGGUGGGCCAGCUGGCCCGAGGCGGGGUCCCCGAGUGGUUCCAUGGUGCCAUCUCAAGAGAGGAUGCUGAGAACUUGCUGGAGUCACAGCCACUGGGAUCUUUUCUCAUCAGAGUCAGUCACAGCCACGUGGGCUAUACACUCUCCUACAAGGCCCAAAGCUGCUGCCGCCACUUCAUGGUGAAGCUCUUGGACGAUGGGAGUUUCCUGAUGCUGGGGGAGAAAGUGGCCCACGCCUCACUGGACGCCCUGGUCACCUUCCACCAGCAGAAGCCAAUUGAGUUGCACGGGGAGCUGCUGACACAGCCCUGUGGGCAGAAUGAUCCAGCAAACGUGGAUUACGAGAAUCUCUUCCUUUUCUCUAAUUCAUUGGCUGAGGAAGCUGCCAGCCCCGCCCAGGGCCCAGCAUCAAAGGAACAUCAAAGGCUUUCCUGCUGUCUGGUCGCACGUGAGGAGGCCUCUCCAAAGCCAGUCUUGCCCUAUCAGCCAGAAGAAAAGAAGCCAUUGGCAGAGAUGGACAGAGUACUCAGAGAGGAAGGCUCUUCCUCUUACCUCCUGAAAUCCCCUCUUCAGGACAUGCACCAGAAACUCUGGAGGAACCUCAAAACGCUCCCCGAGAGGGGCAAGAGGGUCCAACAACAGCUGAAGUCCCACCUCAUGUCUGUGAGUUUGUCACCACUCUGGGAUGCUGGAAAAUCAACAGUGACCUGUGGCUCCAGAGACAGGGCAGGCAGCUGGAAGCACCCAGGUGACACAGCCCAGAAGGACAAUGUCUGCAGGGCUACAUCCCUUAAGAGCCCCUUUUGUUCUCAAACUCCCAGCCACAGAAAUUUCCCUUUCAGGAAGAUCAAGCGGUCCGUCAGCUGGAAUGAGGUAAACUCAUGUGAUAGGAGCUGGAACCAAUCAGUAGUAAGGGCCCUGUCUUCCCAGGUGUCCAAGCCAGAGCUGAGGGACUUGGCAGAGCCCCAGGAGGACUGGCUUCCAGAGGAAUACCGCCUGCCACCACCCUUUGCCCCUGGGUACUGCUAAAGAAGGGGUUCACCCCAGCUCUAGGACCCUUGCUAUCAUAGACUGCCACACCCCUGGAUAUCCUUGCUCUGCCAUGGCCCCACGCCACUCCUCAGGAACCCAGGAAAUACAAUAAAGCUGUUUUUUUGUUUUUUUUUUUUUUGCUGUUUUUGGCCGGCGCCAGGUUUGAACCCACCACCUCCUGUAUAUGGGGCUGGCGCCCUAUUCCUUGAGCCACAGGGGCCGCCCACAAUAAAGCUAUUUUGUGGGUCUGGUUCUAAAUUCAACAAUGGAGUGACCUGGUUAUUUUAGUAACAAUAAUCAGAGUUAAAGCCAUGGUUCCAAGAACCUACCCCACCCUCUUCUCUUUCUUUUUCACCUCUGAGCAAACCCAUCAGAUAGGGUCAUUCUCUAUGUUUUAAAGAAGAGGCUGAGGCUCAGAGAAGCAAAGAGGCAUGACAAAGGCCACAGACUGGAGCUCCAGGAUCUGAAGUGGAUGAGUCUGAGCUUUUUUCCCCACAUAGUCUGUUCUCUUCUCUAAAACCAGAGCUGCACCUGGGCUCACCUUCUGGUAUGUUCUUGCCUGGCUAUUGACACCUUCCUCCUGUGGCUUCUAUGCAAAUUAAGGAGAUGAGAUGUGUUGAGGGCUCCAUAAGGGGCUAUGACAUCAUCAGUGGCAGUUUCAGGAAAGUGAGCCCUUUUUCUUUAAAAACCGGAGGAGGUGGGCGACGCCUGUGGCUCAGUGAGUAGGGCACCGGCCCCAUAUACCAAGGGUGGCGGGUUCAAACCCAGCCCCAGCCAAACUGCAACCAAAAAAUAGCCGGGCAUUGUGGCGGGCGCCUGUAGUCCCAGCUGCUCCGGAGGCUGAGGCAGGAGAACCGCAUAAGCCCAAGAGCUAGAGGUUGCUGUGAGCCGUGUGACGUCAUGGCACUCUACCCAAGGGCGGUACAGUGAGACUCUGUCUCUGAAAAAAAAACAAAAAAGAACCGGAGGAGAUGGUUUGGUGCCCCUUGCACAAUGGUUACAGUGCCAGCCACGUGCACAAAGAGGCUGGCAGGUUUGAACCCGGCCCAGCCCAGCUAAGCAACAAUGACAACUCCAACAAAAAAAUAGCUAGGUGUUGUGGCAGAUACCUGUAGUCCCAGCUACUUGGGAGGCUGAGACAAAAGAAUCGUUUAAGCCCAAGAGUUUGAGGUUGCUGUGAGCUGUGAUGCCACAGCACUCUACCGAGGGUGACAUAGCAAGACUCUGUCUCAAAAAAAAAAAAAAAAACCACAGGAGGCAUAAUAGGGUCAUGCUUGGGGAUGGGCUUGAGAGGGAAUCCCAGGUUACAGUAGUGUGACCUUUGG